AUGGAAGCAUCCAUCGACCAACAGGCAGAGGAGGAUGAAAUGAUCUGCCUCAACUACGUUAGGGUUCUCAAACAGGAAAUAGUUGAGUAUACUUUCAUGAUUUAUGGCUCGAACGCCAUUCUCAUGCUUCUCAGAAUCUCGAGCAAUUGUCUAAAGUGUGUUUUUGGUCCAAGCAAUAAUAUACAGGCCUUGUUGGGCUUAAAGAGCUGUGAUGCUGAGAAGGGUCAUCGGGAUUUGCCACGGAAUAAUGUGUUAUAUGGUUAUCGCAUUGACGGUCCUCCAGACUGGCAUCAAGGCCAUCGUUUUGAUUAUAAAAAUAUUUUGAUCGAUCCAUACUCAAAGUUGAUCGAAGGACGCCGAGUAUUCGGUUAUGCCAACUACAAGAUGUCUAAGUUUUUCGGAACAUAUGAUUUUGAUUGCUCACCUUUUGACUGGGGACCCAAUUAUAAGCUUCCAAACAUACACGAGAAGGAUCUUGUAAUAUAUGAAAUGAAUGUGCGCGCCUUCACAGCUGAUGAAUCCAGUGGGCUGGAUCCAAAUAUACGUGGCAGCUACCAGGAAGGGAGAUGUGCAAAUCAAGGCAGCAAAUGGGUCAUGCUGGACCGUGCAAGCAGUAACAUACCCAAAGCAGAAACUUUGUCGUUCCACUCAGAUGAACACCCUGUUUUUUGUGUUCAGCACAUAAUGAUACCACAUCUUGUGGAGCUUGGUGUCAAUGCAGUUGAACUGUUGCCUGUGUUUGAGUUUGAUGAAAUGGAGUUUCAAAGGCAGCCAAGUCCAAGAUAUCACAUGAUCAAUACGUGGGGUUAUUCAACUAUAAAUUUCUUUGCACCUAUGAGUCGAUAUGCAAGCAACGGUGGAGGAUCAAGUAAUGCUUCACGGGAAUUCAAAUCGAUGGUUAAGGCAUUGCAUGGUGUAGGAAUUGAGGUCAUUUUAAAUGUUGUUUACAACCACACAAACGAGACCAAUGAUAAAAAUCCAUAUACUACAUUUCGUGGCAUAGAUCACAAGGUUUAUUACAUGUUAGACUUAAAUGGUCAGUUGCUGAACUACUCUGGUUGUGGGAAUACAUUGAAUUGUAACCAUCCCGUUGUCAUGGAACUUGAUCUCAACAGCUUGAGGCACCGACAAAAUUAUCCUUACUCUUUUAAUCUUUUGAUGGCUGAAUUGUCUUUUGAUGGCUGA
Striga hermonthica is the source of this 1185-nucleotide messenger RNA. The record is from the annotation of a GenBank genome assembly. Lineage: Eukaryota; Viridiplantae; Streptophyta; Magnoliopsida; Lamiales; Orobanchaceae.